Knipowitschia caucasica is the source of this 954-nucleotide messenger RNA. NCBI's taxonomy places the organism in Eukaryota, Metazoa, Chordata, Actinopteri, Gobiiformes, Gobiidae. The record is from the annotation of a GenBank genome assembly.
AUGAUCUUCCUAAUGGACAUGCAGAUGAUGCUUCUGGAUAUGAUUUACUUUAUCCUGCGAAACUCUGUCCGUGUUGUGCUGCGGCCUCGCACUAAGCCUAUCGAUGGGGAACUGGUGCUGAUCACUGGAGCAGGAGGAGGUCUGGGCCGCCUCUUCGCUCAGGAGUUCUGCAAACAGGGAGCAGAGGUAGUUCUGUGGGAUGUCAACAGCAGUGCAAACGAGCAGACGGCCAAGCUGGUGCGGGAGCUGGGAGGGCAGGCACACACUUACUCUGUGGACGUGACCAACAGAGAUGAUGUGUAUCAAAACGCAGACAAGGUGAGGAGGGACCUGGGCAGAGACGUGUCCAUCCUGGUCAACAACGCUGGAGUGGUGGCAGGAAAGCGCAUGCUGGAAUGCCCUGACGAGCUGUUGGAGAGAACACUGAAGGUCAACUGCCACGCCCUGUUCUGGACUGUCAAAGCCUUCCUACCUCAGAUGAAAGCGCAGGACCAUGGGCACAUUGUGACCAUUGCCAGUGUGCUUGGCCUCUUCAGCACUGCCUGUGUCGAGGAUUACUGUGCCAGUAAGUUUGCAGCUGUGGGAUUCCAUGAGUCUUUGGCCCAUGAGCUUUUGGCUGAGCAGGUGGAAGGCGUGAAGACAACUCUGGUGUGUCCUUACAUUGUGGACACAGGCAUGUUCGAAGGAUGCAAAAUAAGGACCGAAGUGGAACUCUUCCUUGCUCCUCUGGACCCGCAGUACUGUGUUGAGCAGGCGAUGAACGCCAUCCUCAUUGAUCAGCCACUGGUGUGCAUCCCCCGCCUCACAUAUCUGCCUGUCCUCUUCAGAGCGUUGUUGCCAUGGGAGUCCAAUGUGAUUGCAUACAGGUUCAUGGGGUCAGACAAGUGCAUGUAUCCCUUCAUUGAUUCUAUGAAACCAAAGCUGGAGUCUGCUCCCACCAUUGAAGUGGCAUAA